AUGCCGAAGACGACUCCAUUCUCCGUCCUUAGAAUACGGGGGUUGACAGGUCGCUCCAUAACUCACAAUACUUCUUUACCAACAACGAGAAGCAAUACAUGCAUACUCUGCCAACAUAGGGCAUGGCGGCCGUCAGCCGCUACUCGGAAAUUCCAUGGCUCACGAAUACUAUUAGCUGCCCCAGCAUCCUUUCCGUCCGUGAACACCUCCGCUAGAUCCGAGCCAGCCAGAUCCCCGAAUUUGGAGAAAACCUCGACGGAUGAGGUAGAAUCCCUCGUAAAUAAACUUCCGGACAUCACUACCCACUACACCAUCUUCCCCAAUGCCAUUCCCGACCCACCACCCAAGGGUCCCUUCGACAUCUCAGUCCCCGACCUUCGCCAGGAAUUCCUCCGCCUUCAAGCUCGUGCGCAUCCUGACAAGUAUCCUACGGGCCUAACAAAACAGCACGCAGAGGCACUCUCCGCUCGCAUCAAUGAAGCGUACCGUGCGCUCGCAGACCCAUUAAGCCGCGCCCAAUACCUUCUCGCCUCUCAACAUGGCAUCGACGUGACGGCUGAAGACGGCGCCAAGGACCACCCUCAGGACAUGGAGACGUUGAUGCAGGUACUUGAAGUUCAGGAGAUCAUUGAGGAGGCGCAGGAUGAAGUGACCGUUGCGAAACUGAAGGACGAAAAUGAAGAGAGGAUCAAGGGAUGUGUUGCAGCUCUGGGAAAAGCAUUCGAUCACGGUGAUAUUGAGGAGGCGAGGAAGGAGUGCGUUAGGUUGAGGUUUUGGUAUACCAUUCGAGAUGGAUUGCGGGACUGGGAGCCCGGAAAGGAUGUAAAGUUGGUACAUUAG
This is a messenger RNA of Histoplasma mississippiense, 840 nucleotides long. RefSeq lists its product as hypothetical. Gene Ontology annotation, cellular component: mitochondrion. Lineage: Eukaryota; Fungi; Ascomycota; Eurotiomycetes; Onygenales; Ajellomycetaceae. The coding region runs from base 1 to 840 and encodes 279 amino acids. The record is from RefSeq and is a predicted model, not a curated record. The transcript has a single exon. Gene Ontology annotation, biological process: [2Fe-2S] cluster assembly; protein complex oligomerization. Gene Ontology annotation, molecular function: ATPase activator activity; protein-folding chaperone binding.